Molecule: messenger RNA, 1524 nt
Organism: Lottia gigantea (owl limpet)
Lineage: Eukaryota; Metazoa; Mollusca; Gastropoda; Lottiidae
Exons: 7
Source: RefSeq, a predicted model, not a curated record
UCUAUAUUACCACCCAUUAUAAGUAAUGGAGGUGACAGAUUAUUUCUAGCUGAGAUAAAUAAUUAUGUUGAAAGAGAAGUGACUAAGUUAGGAGACCAAGUUGAUGAAGAACAGAAGUAUUUAAUCUAUAAAGCUGUCUUUAAUAAGGUGAUAGAACAUGUAACUGCCUAUAAACCAAUAUUAACAUCUAUUAAAAAAGAAUAUGAGUCCACUAUUGAUGCUAUUAUCAAUGGUCAAAAAGAAGCUGUAUUUUUACAAGGUAAAUUAAAAGCCAUGGCAUCAACGCCUUCAACUAUUAGAAACUAUCGUAAAAGAUCUGACCAAUUAGAAGAAAGAAUCAAUUUCAUCAAAAGAAACAAUAAGAAUCUAGCAACAGAGUUAGAGGAGUUACAAAGAGUGAGAAAAGAAAGAACUAAAAAAGAUCAUGAAAUUAAAGAAAUACCUAAAAAACAGUUAAAAAAAGAUAUUAGAAUGUUACCAGGUGUAUCUUUAGAAGAACAAACUGAUCCUAGAUAUUUGAAUAAAACACUGGUUAAACUAGAUAGACAGUUACGUGAAUUAAAUAACAGUUUUAAAACUAGAUAUCUACCUAAGAAGAAUAAAGACGAAUUGAAAGAGUAUCUAUACAAGAAAGUCAGUUUUCGAGAUCAUUUAUUAGCACAGAGUAAAGAUUUUAAAACUAAAAGUCACAGAUUAAAGAUAGCCUUAGAAGCAAGUGAGGCUUAUAACAGAGCUAAACCUCCCCAUCAAACGGUUGGUGAUGCACUUUCAAGUGAAGGAGAUAACAGUAAUAGUGGUGAAACUUCAACUCAGUUUGAAGAAGAUGAUCCUAAUAAAGAAAAGGAAGCUGAAAUGAUGUUAGAAUAUAUUGAGAAAUUCAAUGAAUUAUUUGAAGAUGGAAAGUUUGAAGAAGCUGCUGUACAUGCUGCUAAUAGUCCUAAAGGAAUCUUACGAACACAAGCAACUCUGGCUAAAUUUAGAGUUAAAUUAAAAUACAAUGGAGGAAGAACACCAUUAUUAGCUUUCUGUGAUGCCUUAAUGUCUUCAGUAAAAGUAUGUGGUAAUAAACCAAGUAUAGGACUAUCUAUUGAUUGUGUUCAAUGUGCUUUAAAUGAAAAUAAACUGGAUCUUUUAUCACAUUGGAUAGCUCAGGAUAGUUUAAGUUUGUCAAGAGAUAUUGGUGUAUUGUUAGAAGAUCAUUGUUCUUGUAAGAUACCAUGUCAAUGUGGAUGUCAAGCUCUAGCUCAAUCUAUUUUUACCAGUCUUAAAGAACAUCAUAGAGUUAUAUUAUGUUUAUUGAAACAAGGUCGUGUUCUUACUGGACUACAGUAUGCUAAAUCUAAAGAUUGUAUAGAUCCUCAGUUCCUAGUUCAUAUUGUGAAAACAUGUCCAUCUCUUCAACUAUUAUUAACUAUAUCUAAAAUAGAUAAUCUAGGUACCCCACUCCUUCCAGUGGGUGUUAUCUUAAAAACACUGAUUCAAGCUGAUAAUAUUGAUCUUGGUGUUAAAUUUCUUCAACAGUUA